Molecule: messenger RNA, 2466 nt
Organism: Colletotrichum navitas
Lineage: Eukaryota; Fungi; Ascomycota; Sordariomycetes; Glomerellales; Glomerellaceae
Product: GMC oxidoreductase
Exons: 3
Coding region: 228-2111 (627 amino acids)
Biological process (GO): secondary metabolite biosynthetic process
Molecular function (GO): flavin adenine dinucleotide binding; oxidoreductase activity, acting on CH-OH group of donors
Source: RefSeq, a predicted model, not a curated record
ACUCCUGAGCUCUGUCAGGGCACUAAUGCCGCCAGCACUGAUCCCUAAUCAGGAAAUGUAGUAGGUUAUUCCAGUCGGCGCUCGCGGGUGCUUUGUUCACUCGACGACAGGGCCUCGUAUAAGUAUGCUGUUGAUCCCGUGAAGAUUGUGUAGAAUGGAAUGGGUCUUGAGGUCAGGCAAGUGAUGACCCUCGCCUGUAUUCUCUUCGACUAAUCAAUCGUUUCAACAUGCGUAUCUCGUAUGCCUUGAUCACAUUCGUUACCUCAGGGAGCCUAGCUCGCGCUGCCCCUGCCAAAGACCGAACUCAACAACACGCCGAGCACAGGCGCCAGCUGGGUACGAGUGCUGGAAAUAUUGAAAAGGAUGCGACAUUCGACUAUGUAAUUGUUGGCGGUGGCACCGCUGGUCUCGUGAUGGCCAACAGGCUGAGCUCCCAGAGCGGAGUCAGCGUGGCUGUCAUCGAAGCCGGGACGUUUUAUCAAGUCACGAAUCCCAUCCUCGGUAACACGCCAGCUGGCGAUGUGAUAUUCUCUGGGUCAAGCCCGCUUGAUACCAACCCACUCGUUGAUUGGAAUUUCGUCACACAAGGGCAAGCGGGAGCCAGCAACCGUAAGGUCCACUACGCUCGUGGCAAGUGCCUUGGUGGCAGUUCUGCUCGUAACUUCAUGAUAUACCAGCGCGGUACAGUCCAGAGCUAUCAAAAGUGGGCGGAUGCCGUCGGGGAUGAGAGCUACACCUGGGACGCGCUCCUCCCGUACUUCAAGAAGAGCGUCAAGUUCACGACACCUAGCUCUUCCCGUUCCCCCAACGCUAGUGCAGAAUACAACCCCGGUGCCUUUUCUGCUGCAGGAGAACCACUCGACGUCUCAUACGCAAACUAUGCCCAGCCUUUCAGCGCUUAUCUUGAGCCGUCUUUGAACGAGAUCGGGAUCUCCCAGGCCCAGGAUUUCAACACCGGCAAAGUGAUGGGGGCCCAGUACUGCGCUAGCACCAUACAGCCCAACUCCCAGAAACGCGAAUCUAGCCAGACGUCCUUCCUCGACGAGGCCAUUGGCCGCAGCAACUUAAAGGUCUAUCAGCUAUGUCUUGCCAAGCGAAUCCUCUUUAACAAUAAUAAGAGGGCCACAGGCGUUGUAGCCACCUCCAACUUGGGCCUUGGUACUUUCACUCUCCAAGCCCGCAAGGGGGUCAUCUUGUCGGCGGGUGCCUUUCAGAGUCCUCAGCUGCUCAUGGUAUCGGGCAUCGGUCCCAGGGAUCAGCUCGAAAAGUUCAAUAUCCCCGUCGUUGCCGAGCGGGCUGGUGUUGGCAUGAAUAUGGAGGACCAUGUCUUCUUUGGUCCCACGUGGCGCGUCAAAGUGCAGACCCUGACCCGUCUCGCCAACGACCUGAUAUAUACAGCGGCUCAGUAUGCUGGCCCUUACGCCCUCCUGAAGCAGGGCCCGCUCACCAACCCGAUUGCCGAUUUCCUUGGUUGGGAAAAGACACCUCGUGACCUCAUCUCCGCCGAGGCCGCCGCGGUUCUCGAUAACGAGUUCCCCCCAGACUGGCCUGAGAUCGAGUACUUGUCCGCUCCAGGCUACGUUGGUGACUUCAACAACCUUCUCACUACCCAGCCCAAGGACGGCUAUCAGUAUGCCACCAUCCUCGGCGCGCUAGUCGCCCCUCUUUCCAGGGGCACUGUCACCCUUGCCUCCGCCGAUACCCAAGACCUGCCUCUCAUCAACCCCAACUGGCUCACUGAUCCGACUGACGUGGCCGUUGCGAUCGCGACAUUCAAGCGUAUGCGCCAGGCGUUCGCUAGCAACUCCAUGCGCCCCGUUCUAGCCGAUAACAAGGAGUACUUUCCCGGCCCCAAAGUCGAGACGGACGAGCAGAUCCUCCAAAAUAUCCGAAACACCGUCAUGACGGUUUGGCACGCUAGCUGCACUUGCCGUAUGGGGAAGAUAGACGAUCCCGUGGCUGUUGUUGAUAAGGAUGCCAAGGUCAUUGGCGUUGAUGGGCUUAGGGUCGUGGAUGCCAGCAGCUUUGCGUUGCUACCUCCUGGACACCCUCAGAGUACUGUCUAUGUCUUCGCCGAGAAAAUCUCAGCCGAGAUUUUGGCCAGUGCUUAGGCGUUCUACCCCUUGACAUCAUAUCUGUCUACAAGUGAUGUUUUCCAAAGUCAACAGGUCACCGUCCCACAGAUUGACGGCGUAAUGAUCCCCAAGGAGCAUUGGAAAAGGAGUAGAUAGGUGUUAAGUAGUCAGAAGGACUUUUUUCCAUGUGACGAUUACGCGAUGGCUUUGCUGAUAUUCAAGACUUUACGGCAAGACUUUACCGGAACUUUGGCAUGAACGAAUAUAUAGCUACGGUAUUUCAUCGAUUGCGUUUGAACAUUUAUAUUGCUUGCGUGAUUGUGGAUGACCGUUGAAACUACUGGAAUAGUCCGCCAGAUCCAGCAAUCGGUCCGUUCUCAAUGAAGGAGAG